AAACCCGAACCAAACCAACAAAUCACAAGUGUGGGAGUGGAGAGGGGUUGUUGACGUGAAUGGUAUAUGCAUUACAGUUUAGAAAAUUGAAAAUAUAAAUAAUUAAAAUAAUGUAAACUAUUAUGUGUUCAUUUAUAAGGUUUAUAUCACGUGAUAUAAUGUAGAGGACACCGGAAGUUGAAAAUAAAUUGUCUUUUUAAAUGUAAAACCAUAAGCCUAGAUUCUGUGGAUGAUUUUAGUUUAUGGUCUGAUACUGAGAAUUAUGUAAACAUUCAGUUUUCAUUUAUCAUCUUGCGUAAUGCAAUUAAUUUGUUGUGUGUUACUCCAUGGUAUCGACAUCAUCUAUGCGUCUUUGGGAAUCUAAUGAAAUUGUCUAAUCGGGCAAUUCUGGAUUCCUGAAAUGGGGGAAGCUUUACGCCAAAGUAGUUCUUUGUUUGAACUGAAUGUAACAAUUGUGUCUGCCAAGUUGAAUUCAUCAGGCAUUCUCUUUAAACCAAGCCCUUAUGUAGAACUAAGUGUUGAUGGUGGUGUACCUGUCAAAACAGAGUAUAAUAAGAACACUUGUAAUCCUAAAUGGGAUGAACAAUUUCCUAUAUUAGUGACUCCUUAUUCUAAACUACAUUUUCGUGUUCUCAAUCAUAAUUCAUUAAUGAAAGAUGGACUUCUAGGGGAAGGCUCUAUUGACCUUUAUAAAGUUCUAGUGAAACACGAUGGGAAAUUGGAGAAGCUACCUUGCCCUGUUGAAUUAAAUGUAAAUGGUAAAACGGGUCGUUCCCAAAGUCAUUUGGUAACAGUACUUGAUGCUUUACAUAUUGAUUUGACAAGAUUUCCUCUAAGAAGUCAUUCAGAAAACUCUGUUGGUGAUGCUAACCAUGUUGAUGAUAUUCACUGCAGUAUUAGUUUUCGACAAAGCAACAGAACUCAAAGACUAUCUACAGAUGACCAGUCUUCAUCCUUCCCUGCCAAUAAUGUUGGAGGUGGUGCUCGUAUGAGAUCUCGUCGAAGUAAUCAUAAUGCAGCCUCACCAAGUGGCACUGUUUCGCCAGCUAAUGGGCUGUCCCCAAAUAGUGGAGUACGUCGAUUGCAGAAUGAUAAUAGGCACCAAUCCCUCCCUGCUAUUGUUAACGAUUCAACAAUAUCUCCUUCAGUUGUUUCUCCAGAUACUCAGGGUUUGUCAGCGCUUUCCAUCUCUGUCAAUAGCAACAUUCCUGCUACUAGACCUUCAACUUCUAUUGGAGCUGCUACUGUGAAUGGAGCUUUACCAACUGCAUCUAAUGCAAAUGCUACUAGUCAACCACCUUCAAUUGCACAACCACAAGCAGCAUCUGGGAGAUCUGCUAACCAAAGGUCAAAUGCUGAAGAAGAACCACUACCAACUGGGUGGGAAGUGAGAUUUGAUCAGUAUGGCCGAAAAUACUAUGUUGAUCAUAACACAAAAAGCACUACUUGGGAAAGACCACAGCCUUUACCUCUUGGUUGGGAAAUGCGGAGAGACAAUAGGGGAAGGGUGUACUAUGUAGACCACAACACUAGAACGACUACUUGGCAGCGACCUACUGCUGAAAGUGUUAGAAACUAUCAGCAUUGGCAAUCUCAUCAAGCUCAAGCUAUGCAACAGUGUCAACAAAGGUUCCUUUAUCAUACUCCAGUGCAAGUAGAAGAUGAUGAUCCUCUUGGACCUUUGCCAGAAGGAUGGGAAAAAAGAGUGGAUCCCAAUGGAAGGGUGUACUUUGUUAAUCACAAGAAUAAAACUACUCAGUGGGAAGAUCCCAGAACUCAAGGAUUGGAGGAUCCUUUACCACCUGGUUGGGAAAUUAAAAGAACUGCAGAAGGUUUGAAGUAUUUUGUUGAUCAUAACACAAAAACUACCACUUUUAAUGAUCCAAGACAGCCUUAUGCUGCUAAAGGUCCAAAGGGAGCUUAUGGAGUGCCUGUAGCCUAUGAAAGAAAUUUUAAAUGGAAACUCACACAGUUCCGAUACUUGUGCCACUGUAAUGCCUUACCAAGUCACAUCAAAAUCACAGUUUCAAGACAAAACAUUUUUGAAGAUUCCUUUUCUCAAAUUAUGAGAGUUCCUCCUCAUGAAUUAAGAAGACGUCUCUUCAUUACAUUCAGAGGAGAAGAAGGAUUAGAUUAUGGUGGAAUUGCCAGAGAAUGGUUUUUCCUCUUGUCACAUGAAGUCCUAAACCCUAUGUAUUGUCUAUUUGAAUAUGCAGGAAAAAACAACUAUAGUCUUCAAAUUAAUCCAGCUUCAUCUGUUAAUCCUGAUCAUCUUUUGUAUUUUAGAUUUAUAGGUAGAUUCAUUGCAAUGGCAUUGUUUCACGGAAAGUUUAUUUACAGUGGAUUUACAUUACCAUUUUAUAAACGAAUGUUAGGUAAAAAAUUAACGAUGAAAGAUAUUGAAUCCAUAGAUCCUGAAUUCUACAACUCUCUUGUUUGGAUAAAGGAAAACAAUAUAGAAGAAUGUGGCUUAGAAUUGUAUUUCAGUGUAGAUUUUGAAAUUUUGGGACAGAUUCAAUCACAUGAACUAAAGCCAGGAGGUGGAGAAAUCAGAGUUAAUGAAGAAAACAAAGAUGAAUAUUUGAGACUCAUGACUGAUUGGCGAUUUUCAAGAGGUCAAGAAGAGCAAACUAAGUCAUUUCUAGAUGGUUUCAAUGAAGUAUUACCUUUGGAAUGGUUGCACUAUUUUGAUGAAAGAGAGCUUGAAUUAAUGCUAUGUGGCAUGCAAGAAAUUGAUAUUGAAGAUUGGCAACGAAAUACAAUUUAUAGGCAUUACACUAGGACUGGAAAGCAAAUCAUUUGGUUUUGGCAGUUUGUUAGAGAGAUGGAUAAUGAAAAACGUGCAAGAUUGUUACAAUUUGUUACUGGUACUUGUCGAGUACCGGUUGGUGGAUUUGCUGAAUUGAUGGGAAGCAAUGGUCCUCAAAGGUUCUGUAUAGAAAAAGUAGGCAAAGAAACGUGGCUUCCUCGAAGUCACACAUGCUUCAACAGAUUAGAUCUCCCUCCUUACAAGAGUUAUGAACAAUUGGUUGAAAAACUAACCUAUGCAAUUGAAGAAACUGAAGGUUUUGCCCAGGAGUAGAUAUCAUUCUCUCUCGAACAUUUACCUGAAAAGUCUUCCGAAUGAAAUGUGGAUCAUGAAUAUUCAACCAGGAAUGGUUAAAUUGAGGCACUGUGAAUUUUAGAGGCUUUAUUUUGACCUAUGUAUCAAAGAAAAAUUAUAUAAAAGGUGCCGUGCACUUUUGUUAAUAAAGCGUGUGGUGGACAUGAUAGAGAUAUAAUAUCAAAUAAAUUAUGGUAUUUAUUUAAAUACCAAAGAGUGAUAUUUUAUUAUAAUUGUAAUGCAAUAGAUCUUUUGUUGGAUUGACUAAAUAUGAUUUUUAUUUCUCCAAGGCACUGUUCACAAGCAAAGGCAACAAAAGAACAAAUUCGGGCUUGUUAUCACCUGUUAUUAACAUAUCUUUUAAUUUAUAUAUGAAAAGCAUUAAUAUAUUUAAUAACAUUCCAAAGCUACCGAUGAUAUAUUUGUUUAUUCAGACGAGGAUAUGUAAAAAAGAAAAUUAAAUUCUUUAAUGGAUUGUACAUGACAGUGACAACUUGUAUUAUUCUGUAAAAUUAUGUAAUAAAUAUAUUCUUUUUUCCUGUUA
Parasteatoda tepidariorum (common house spider) is the source of this 3647-nucleotide messenger RNA. RefSeq names its product WW domain containing E3 ubiquitin protein ligase suppressor of deltex (gene Su(dx)). Gene Ontology annotation, cellular component: cytoplasm. NCBI's taxonomy places the organism in Eukaryota, Metazoa, Arthropoda, Arachnida, Araneae, Theridiidae. The record is from RefSeq and is a predicted model, not a curated record. Gene Ontology annotation, molecular function: protein binding; ubiquitin protein ligase activity. Gene Ontology annotation, biological process: proteasome-mediated ubiquitin-dependent protein catabolic process; protein ubiquitination.